CUUCUUUUAUCGUAUGAAAGUAACCGAUCACGUAAAAAGAUAUAUAUUGUGAUAUUGCGGCUGCGGCUAGUCUUUGCUAUAGGAGGGCGAUCUCCUAGGCAGAGUUCUUGAGUUUUUGGAACUCACGAACUGUGAAUAGCAGGGAUGCAUUCAUUUUUUAGAAAGUAUAUUUCGAGCAAUCUAAAUAACUUCCACACUACAACUGUAGAUGUCAAGGAUGGAGAGGCAACAUUUAAUUGUCUAUUUAUAUAACCCUUUCUUGAAACAGUGACUACUUGGUUAAAAGAAAGUCAGGAUUGGUGUAAGGCAGGAUUCCGGCCUGGGGAAACACAAUUGAUAUCUAUGGGUAAACAGCCCAAAAACAUACCGUUAUAUAAAGAAGAUAACCACAGCUAUCCGGCUGAUGGGAUCAUUAAGCUGUAUGGUCUGAAAAAUAUCGAGAUCGUGUUGCUUGAAACAUCGGGUUGCUUUGGUUCUAUCGAUAAAUUAAAAAUUGCAUUUGAUCAUCAUAAAGGUCUUUUUGGUGCUCUUGCAAUGUUGAAAAGUAUUGCUGAUGAGUUUCCUAUGGCAACUGUGGAGGCAUUCCAAAAAUGCAAGGUCUUUUUCGUACAUGGUACAGGAGAAAAUAUCUGUCUUUGGAGCUUACGAUUCGAGCCAAAAGGCCCGAUCUUUGAAUUGUGGCUCGAAGAUACGCUGUAUAUUAAGCCUGAUAUUGAUGAUAAACUGGACGCUCUUCCUCGUUUCUUGAAGUUCUUCUGGCGCAUGAAGUGCCUCUUGACUGAGAGCAUCUUAGGUUUUGCCCAGCUCAAAAAGGAGCAUAUAUGAGUAAUUUAGGAUAAACAACAUUUUCAGUAGUGUUUUGUUUAUUCUCCCCCAAACCCCCUCUGUAAACGUACCAAUAACCCAUCAUCAUUCUCCACAUUUUAUGUCAGUUUAAAUUUUUACUACCAAAGCCAAUGAAAAUAAUUCACUCAAUGCUUAUGCAACGUUCU
Mucor mucedo is the source of this 992-nucleotide messenger RNA. RefSeq lists its product as uncharacterized. NCBI's taxonomy places the organism in Eukaryota, Fungi, Mucoromycota, Mucoromycetes, Mucorales, Mucoraceae. The transcript has 5 exons. The record is from RefSeq and is a predicted model, not a curated record. Bases 343 to 825 code for a protein of 160 amino acids.